Molecule: messenger RNA, 2995 nt
Organism: Fulmarus glacialis (Northern fulmar)
Lineage: Eukaryota; Metazoa; Chordata; Aves; Procellariiformes; Procellariidae
Gene: CDK13
Product: cyclin-dependent kinase 13
Exons: 14
Biological process (GO): transcription elongation by RNA polymerase II; positive regulation of transcription elongation by RNA polymerase II; protein phosphorylation
Cellular component (GO): cyclin/CDK positive transcription elongation factor complex; nucleus
Molecular function (GO): RNA polymerase II CTD heptapeptide repeat kinase activity; cyclin binding; ATP binding
Source: RefSeq, a predicted model, not a curated record
GAGAUCAGCAAAAUCUCGAAGCAGAAGUCCAUAUUCAUCAAGGCACUCGAGGUCUCGUAGCAGACACAGGUUGUCUAGAUCCAGAAGUCGUCAUUCAAGUAUUUCUCCUAGUACAUUGACUCUGAAGAGUAGCCUGGCUGCUGAGCUGAACAAAAACAAAAAAGCAAGAGCUGCUGAGGCAGCCAAAGCCAGUGCAAAAGCUUCCAAUACUUCAACACCAACUAAGGGAAACACUGACACUGCUAAACCUACAGCAGCAAAAGAGAAUAAAUUAACUGUUGUAAAACAGCCACCGGUCGCUGUAAAAGAGAAAAGCAAACCAAGUACACCAAGUGUAGUAACCAAGGAGAAGGACCGAAUUGUUGCACUACCAACCUCCACACUGCCACCCUUGCCUUUGCCUCCCACGCUGCCUGAAGAUAAAGAAACUGAUAGCUUGCGAGAGAAUCUUUCAGUGAAGUCAGUUAAAGAAGCAGAGAAGAAACUUCGCCAUCUGCUUGCAGACUUGCCACUUCCACCUGAGUUGCCUGGAGGAGCUGACUUAUCUAAAAGUCCUGAAGAAAAGAAACCAGCAGUUCAGUUACACAGCAAGAGAAGACCAAAAAUAUGUGGACCACGACAUGGUGAAACAAAAGAAAAAGAAAUAGACUGGGGAAAGCGCUGUGUGGAUAAAUUUGAUAUCAUUGGUAUUAUUGGUGAAGGCACUUAUGGACAAGUUUACAAAGCCAGAGAUAAAGACACAGGGGAAAUGGUGGCACUAAAGAAAGUACGUCUGGAUAAUGAAAAGGAAGGGUUUCCAAUUACAGCUAUUCGGGAGAUUAAGAUUCUUCGACAGCUUAAUCACCAAAGCAUUAUCAACAUGAAAGAAAUAGUGACAGAUAAGGAAGAUGCUUUGGACUUCAAGAAGGACAAAGGUGCAUUUUACCUGGUAUUUGAAUAUAUGGACCAUGACUUGAUGGGACUGCUGGAAUCUGGUUUGGUUCAUUUUAAUGAAAAUCAUAUUAAAUCUUUUAUGAGACAGCUGAUGGAGGGCUUGGCGUACUGCCAUAAGAAGAACUUUUUGCACAGAGAUAUCAAAUGUUCAAAUAUUCUACUAAAUAAUAGAGGGCAGAUAAAGCUUGCAGAUUUUGGGCUUGCUCGGCUGUACAACUCUGAAGAAAGCCGACCAUAUACCAACAAAGUUAUUACAUUAUGGUAUCGGCCUCCUGAACUUCUGCUUGGAGAAGAAAGAUACACGCCAGCUAUCGAUGUCUGGAGCUGUGGCUGCAUCCUGGGUGAACUUUUUACAAAAAAGCCAAUAUUUCAAGCAAAUCAAGAACUUGCUCAACUGGAACUCAUAAGCCGAAUUUGUGGGAGUCCUUGUCCAGCAGUGUGGCCUGAUGUCAUAAAAUUAGCUUAUUUCAACACAAUGAAACCAAAGAAGCAGUAUCGUCGAAAACUGAGAGAAGAGUUUGCUUUCAUCCCACCAGCUGCAUUAGAUUUAUUUGAUUAUAUGCUUGCUCUGGAUCCCAGCAAGCGCUGCACAGCCGAACAAGCUCUUCAGUGUGAGUUUCUGCGAGAUGUGGAACCAUCUAAAAUGCCUCCUCCAGACCUUCCUUUGUGGCAGGAUUGCCAUGAGCUGUGGAGUAAGAAACGCAGAAGACAGAAGCAGAUGGGCAUGAGUGAUGACUCAACAGCAACUAAAGUCCCUAGGAAGGAUCUGUCUCUAGGCAUGGAUGAGAGCAGAACCAACACCCCACAAGGCAUGCAAACUUCUUCCCAACUCAAAACUCAGGGCAACUCUAGUGUAGCACUUGCAAAAACAAGCACUGGACAGCAGUUAAACCAGAAUGAAGUGGCAAUCCUGCUAAACCUGCUACAGUCUAAAACAAGUGUUAGUUUGGCACAGUUUGCCCAAGUGUUGAAUAUUAAGGUAAACCCAGAGACUCAACAGCAACUAAAUAAAAUAAAUCUUCCUGCUGGAAUUUUGUCAGCAGGUGAAAAACAGUCAGAACAGCAGCAGCAGCCGCCGCCACCUCCGCCACCACCACCGGAACAGGAGCCUCUAAAACAGCUGACCGUCACGCAGCCUCCUGUACCACCUGCUCAGCUGAGUCAGCCUAAAGUUGAGACUGAUGCUGCCCAGGCAGCUGUACAGAGUCAAGAGGAUUUGGUUAGGCAGUCCGAGAUGAGGCUUCUAAACCGAACACCUGAACAAGAACGCCCUCGGAUCUUGCCUCCAGACCAGCGUCCUCCAGAGCCACCGGAGCCUCCGCCUCUCACUGAUGAAGACCUUGAUUAUCGGACAGAGAACCAGCAUUUGCCUAUAACUAACUCUACAGGAACAGAUCCUCACGCAGGAGUGAAAGCAGCUCUUCUGCAGCUGCUUGCUCAGCAUCAAGCUCAGGCGACAACAGAGGAGCCAGUACAAACGAGCGUGGAUUAUCAGGCUAGAGACUCCUAUGUAACAGGCCCAGACUACAAGGAUAACUUUGGAUCAUCUUCUUUCUCAUCUGCCCACUAUGGCAGUAGCGAUGGAAUAGGAAGCGGAUCAUCAGGAGCAUUAGAAAGGAGGAGCUUCCUUGGAAACUCGGAUAUUCAGUCUUUGGAUAACUACAGUACUGCUUCAUCUCACUCUGGUGGUGCCCCUCCUCCGUCGGCCUUUUCAGAAUCUUUUCCCAGCUCAGUAACUGGCUAUGGAGACAUUUACCUCAACACUGGCCCCAUGCUAUUUAGUGGAGAUAAAGACCAUAGGUUUGAAUACAGCCAUGGUCCGAUCCCGGUUCUGGGGAGCAGCGGUGACGCUUCCGCAGGGCCAGAGAGUACGCACUCUUUGCCCACAAAGAUGCACAACUAUAGCUACGGAAGUAACUUACAGGAAAAUCCCAGUGGCAUCAGCCACAUGCAUGGACAGACUUGGACUUCUCCUGCCCAAGGACCCGGCUAUUCCCAAGGAUACAGGGGACACAUUAGCACAUCUGCAGUGAGAGGGCGAGGCAGAGGAUUACCAUAUUGA